AUGGAGCGCGGAGAUAUUAGACGCAUUGAAAAGAAGCUUGGAGAUGUAAAGUUAAGUAAGCCGAUCGUGUUGGCCGGAAAGGGGGCACCGGGCGAAAGAUGUGAAGAAAAAAUUACAGUCAAAACGAAUGUGUUUGCCGUUGUCCCGUCGGAAAAUGUUCGGAUUUUCCGAUAUGAUGUACGAGUGCUUGAGGAGUACAAUAAAAAGGAUGGGCAGUCUGUUUUUAAAGAAGCAACGAAACAAAACAGGAAUGACUACGUGUCAAUAGAGCGGAAGAAUAAGUGCGUAGCUGUAUACUUGAGACUUCUGGAGCAAGAAAGAGGUUUUUUCGGUGAUAAGAGUUCCUAUGUUUAUGACCGAGCGUCCAUCUUGUACGCGUUAGACAAGUUGAAGAUCGAUGAGGGCGAGGUGAAAACAUUUAUCAUUGACAGGAAUAAAUUACCUAACGAACUUUUCGAUGAAGAGUGCGUAAGGGUGCUGGUCCAUGUAAAGCCUUGUGACCAAGACUUUCAGCUGACGUCUAUGGACUUCAGUUCAGGUUUCAAUCUAAAUCCCGACCGAGUUAACAGGAGCGUGCAGCAGUUUUAUGAAUUACUUCUUUCCCAAGAAGCGUUUUUUACUGAGGGCCGUUUCGUUUCAUAUGGGACAGGCGAAAGUUAUCUCUACGCACCAGAGGAUUUUGGUUUUAUGAAGACAGAUACUCCAGUGCUGCCGGAUGGGAAAUAUGUUGGGGUUGGAGCGUCAAAGGCAGUGAGAAUCGUGGGUGAUUCAGAGGCGAGUCCAAAAAUGUCAGUUAGUAUAGAUGGUACGUUUAAAAGUUUUUACAUCUGGAGUAAGUUACCUUGGAGUCUUCAUGGUGCAUUCAUGCUGUUUAGAUUAGGUUGCGUGUUUUACUUUACAUUAAGUGUUAAACUGAAGAAGGCAGCUUUCCAUAUAGAUUUACAAUUACUGCCAGAAAAAGUGGCAGAAAUCUGUGGCGGUCCGAUUGGGGCGCGGCUCGAUGACCGACAUGUGAAGCUGUUGUCGAAAAUGUUGAAGGGUACUCCCAUCUGUUCCUUUCUGCUUUCCCUAGAACAAUUCGGUAAGGGUCUUUACGUGCGAUGUCUUUAUGGGAAGAAACGAGUGUUCUGCAUAUCUGGAAUAUCGCCUGAGUCGGCAGAUAAGUCGAGGUUAAGACAUGAUGGUUUUUGCCAACUUCAAUACACUCUCGGUUUAGACUUCAAAAGGAUGUAUUUCAUUGAGAAGUAUGGGAUAAGAUUGAAAUAUGAAAGACUGCCGUUAGUCAUCGAGAAGACAUCGAAAGGAGGAAAUUUGUACCCUAUGGAGUUACUCGUCGUAUGUGAAAAUCAGCGUGUUACGCUUCCGCAGCAGUCUUCAAAGCAAGUACAACAGAUGAUAAGGGCCUGUGCAACGCUCCCACCUGUAAGAAUGAGACAGAUGUCGAACAUGGUUAGAGCGCUAAAGCUGGAUAAGGCUGGUAGGGACAACCGGUGGUGCGAGGAAUUUGGAAUGAAGUUGCACGAUAGCAUGGAGUUAGGGGCUUAUUUGCCUGUUUAUUGGUUAUUUAACUCUGUAAGUGACGAGGAACAUAAGUCACGAUUAAUUGCUAAGAUUCGCUGGUUCCAUCCAUUAAAAGCACGAGUGCUGCAAAGACCUGCUGUUAUUUAUGGGAACAACACUACAGCACGCAUGAAAGAUUCGGGAUCUUGGAUGAUAGAGCAAAAUACUCGUUAUCUCUUUCCAGCCAGCUGUGAUAGGUGGAUAGCGGUUGCGUUAGUUGCAGCAAACGACCGGUUCACCAAGAAUGACUUACAGGCCUAUGUCGAUUUUUUCUUGAAACGAUGCAUCAGCCGCGGAAUGACAAUGGGGAGGCCAUUGGCAGUUAAACACAUACCGAGGGCCACAGAUGGUGAUGUGGAUACGGCUUUCCAGUAUGCCCGUGAAGCGCGUGCAAAGUUCAUACACUUUGUCACUUCCGAUACUUUGAAAUUUCAUGAAAAAAUGAAGUUUAUGGAAAGCCAGCUCCAGAUCCUAACUCAGGAUCUCAUGACCAGGACGGCUGCGACGGCUCCGAAAAAAACUCAGACUUUGGACAAUAUUGUUCAUAAAACUAACUUGAAGCUCGGGGGGCUCAAUUUCGAGCUGCGUCUUGAGUCGAAGGAAGCCCAGGAUUGGAUUAUGAGGAGCAAGCGGUUGGUCAUUGGUCUCGACAUAACGUUUACGGGUUCUAUGAGGGAGAAAUCGAUCCGCUGCCCUUCUGUAUUGGGAUAUGCUGCAAAUUGUCGCCAACACCCAUUAGAUUUUAUUGGUGGAUACGGUGAAACAGCGCUUCGAGAUCUUGUGAGCGAGUCGCUGCGACUUACGAAGAAGAACCGAGGAGUCGUUCCGUUGCAUUUAGUAGUCGAAACGGAGGUGCAGCAGGUAAAAGCUGCUUGCGAGAAUGUUGGUGGUGAGAAGUACAAACCACACAUCACGUACAUCGUUGCAACUAAGAAGCAUCAGCUCCGUAUAUAUCGCAGUGAGAUAAACCCCAAAGCACGGGCAACGGAGCAAAAUAUCCCGCCGGGCACAGUUGUUGACAGGUCGAUCGUGAAUCCGGUGUAUAACGAAUUCUUCUUGAACUCACAUUCAACCAUACAGGGAACGGCACGGACCCCCCGGUACAAUAUUUUGUACGAUACAUUGGGGAUGAAGUCGGACGAGGUGCAAGGCAUGGUUCAUGCACUUACCUUUAAUAUGCAGAUAGUGAACCAGCCAUGUUCUCUUCCAGCCCCGAUUAUGAUAGCAGAUCAAAUGGCUUCGAGGGGACGAAGCAAUUUUUCAGUUUUCUGGUUAUCACGUUUACUCGAAGAUGAGCUGGUGGAGAAAGGAGGGCUAACAUUGAUGGUAGUACGGUCUACGUUGGGUGCUGUUAUACUUCAUCUGAGUACGACAGAUGACAUAGGUGAGCUGGACCUUCAGCAUAUAAACGCAGAAUUGGGAUAUUGGGGAAAAGAAUUGUCAAGUUGCCGGUUCAACGCGUGA
Enterobius vermicularis (human pinworm) is the source of this 3024-nucleotide messenger RNA. The record is from the annotation of a GenBank genome assembly. NCBI's taxonomy places the organism in Eukaryota, Metazoa, Nematoda, Chromadorea, Rhabditida, Oxyuridae.